Molecule: messenger RNA, 2091 nt
Organism: Spodoptera exigua (beet armyworm)
Lineage: Eukaryota; Metazoa; Arthropoda; Insecta; Lepidoptera; Noctuidae
Source: the annotation of a GenBank genome assembly
AUGUUUCAGGCAGUCACAGCGCUGUGGCUACUGGUGGCUACUGUGUACUGGUGCCCCGCGGUCACCGCGAACACGUUCCGACCAAACAGUAAACAGACACUUCCACUCAAACGAUAUGACGACACUAAAGUUGGUGAAUGUGAGAGCGUGGUGGCGACGGAGCGGGGCGCGGGGCGUCGCGUCGCGUCAGAUUCGCGAGGAGGCUUCCGCGGGCGGGGUCAGCGACCUCGCCCCCCGCGCCGGCGCGCCCGCCAAUGUCAGGGCCGGUGCAGCCGCGGUCAGCUGACGUCUGGGGACGCGCGGGGGACGCGACGCCGGCCCCGAGCUGCAGUCGACUCCCGGCCGGCCGCCGAGACGCACGCUCUCCGGCACACUCGCGCUAUAAAUAGGAGCAGGCGACGGCAGCGCGCGCUACUCCGGCGCCGGGCUGUGCUUACGAGUCAGGUACCUGAAGUAGCGCGCGCGGCCGCCGCCACCGCGCCCGCCAGCAGAACCAGUCCAGUAGCCCAGCCGCCGCACGCCCAUUGUACUUCAUCAGGUGCUCUGGUGAUGAUGGUUCCAGGCGCUUGUUGGAGUACACUUACCGUGUCGGCGGUAGUCGUCGGGCGCGUCGGAUGUGUGGACACGUGGUGUGGAGCACGUGGCCAGGGCGAGGAGGUGAGUAGCCGAGCUGCGAGGAGACAAAGGCUGCGGUGAGUCACGCGGUAAUCACGGCGCCGGUUGUCGACCGCUGCAGGCUGCACUCCCCGCCGCACCCUCGCCCGCCCCUCCCUCGCACCACCCUCGCACCUAAAAUCGCACGUACCUACAUUUGCAUUGGUCAUCGAACUCCCCACCGAAAGAUAUGAACAAAAGCAGCUCAAACUGGUUUUCGCAUGUUUUUCGACAGCAGCCGCCAACCGGCGCCGCGCCGUUUUCCUGUACGAAUUAUGCUCUGUGUCCGUUCUGUGUGUCAUCACCAAUUUUUCAGAGGGACUCGCAAAAGUGUGUUCAGUAUUAAAAUUGAGAAGAUUCCAUGCUAAACAGUGUCUGUAGCGCUGGGAGGAGUGUCCAGGUCGCAGGCUGCGCCCAGCAGCCGAGUCCGUGCGGACGGCUUGUUACUAAUUUCCCACUACAGUCGUUACACUUCAUGUUUGCUAGUCGAAUUUCGCGUGACGUCAGAUAGACGCGUACAUAUUUUCCACCAGCGUCGUCUCUACCAAGGUAAUUUCGAAACGUUUAUUGCUUUACUUUCGAGUGCGAGUCGGCACCGCAACGAUAGGUUUGCGAAAAUUGUGCUGGUACGAAAUUCGACUGUAUGUACCUUUCCAUAGAGAUCGGAUUGCGUGCAGUUUCACGUAAAUGUAUCUUUGUCAAGAUAAAUAAUAAUGCAAACAGCCAAUAAAAAUACAAGUCUCGGGUGGAUGACUCAGAGGAAUGCGUCUAAUUGUUGAAGUGAACACAAAGAAUUUAUCGUGUUAGAUUUCAAAUUAAAGUGAAACGCAGUCGAGUUGCGCUGGUACUGUCAAUCGUUAAUGUCGACUUAAUAGGUGCCUACGCAAUCCUCACACGAUACUUCUGGAAAAUUAUCAUUCCAAUAGUCUACGAACUGUUUCCUAAAAUAUGAAAGUUAUAAAACGAAAUUUCCCAAUGAAAAAAGGAGUGUUAACUUAGGAUUGCCUUUUUAGAGUUGUGGUUCGAGUGUCUUACUUACCCUUCAAACGUUUGACCUUCAGGAGAGCUGUAGCUAUCUAAAAUUGGCACACAAAUAAAGCGUUAUUGAGAGGCUAAACUUCGAAUUUAAAUUACCAAAGCGAAUUUGUCUACACUAAGUUUGUAAUAAAGUUAUAUUUCUGCUAGGCCUCCAACCUUGGAGUGACGACAUAGGCUGUACGUCAGUGUUGUCCAGACAUGUCUAUGUGUUGAGCGUCGCACGACAAAGUUGACUAAUGACUCAGACCUCUGAAACUGCUCGCUUCUCGAACUUAUGGCCUGUGACUCAAUCAUUUUCUGCUAUACCUAAGUAAUGUUAUAUUUAUAGUAUUGAAACUGUUGGGUUUCAUGUACGCUGUUGUCUUUAUGCCCAUUUUGCUCUGUUGCUAAGCAACGUCG